UCAUUGUUUGUCUCUAUCUCUCUCGCUCCAGCUUUGCAUCUUUAAACUUCUCUCUCUCUCUCUCGCUCGCUCUCUCCAGAAUCUCCUCUAUCACUCUCUCCACACACACACACUUCAUUUUCUGUCCGUGAAAACCGGGUUGUUUGAUUUAGUUCUACUCGGAUCGGAUCGGAUCGAAUUACAGUUCACUACUGUCUGUUUCCGACUGCUGGGAUAAUUAUCUGAUUGACGACUGGUUUAGAGCUUAGGCUUCUCGUGUGUUUGUGAGAGGCCUUGGCUGUAGUUCCAAAAUUUAGGUUGUAUUUUGAUUGUGAAGGCUUGUUGAAUUGUUUGAAUUAUACAAUCAAGAUGACAAUCAGAAACCCUGGUACACCAGUUUCGAAAAUAGAUAGGACACCUGCAUCUACCCCUGGAGGGAGUAAAAGUAGGGAAGAGAAGAUAGUGGUCACGGUUAGAUUGAGACCAUUGAAUAAAAGAGAGCAAUCUGCAAAAGAUCAAGUAGCAUGGGAAUGCAUCGAUGAACACACGAUUGUGUACAAACCGUUGAGUCAGGAACGUGUUGCCCAGCCGUCUUCAUUCACAUUCGAUAAAGUUUUCAGUCCUGCUUCUUAUACUGAAAAUGUGUACGAGGAUGGAGUGAAGAACGUUGCAUUGUCUGCUUUGAUGGGAAUUAAUGCAACUAUUUUCGCAUAUGGUCAAACUAGCAGUGGAAAGACAUACACAAUGAGAGGGAUCACAGAAAAGGCCGUUUAUGACAUUUACAAGCAUAUAGUUAACACUCCGGAGAGAGAUUUUCGAAUAAGAAUUUCAGGGCUUGAGAUCUAUAAUGAAAAUGUAAAGGACCUGCUGAAUUCUGAUUCUGGGCGUAAUCUAAAGCUUCUAGAUGAUCCAGAGAAAGGAACUGUUGUAGAGAAAUUGGUAGAAGAAACAGCAAAUGAUGACCAACAUUUAAAAAGUUUGAUCAGAAUUUGUGAGGCACAAAGACAAGUAGGUGAAACUGCCCUAAAUGAUACUAGCUCAAGGUCUCACCAGAUAAUAAGGCUGACAAUUGAAAGCACACUCCGUGAAAAUUCAGACUGUGUGAGGUCUUAUGUUGCUAGCUUGAACUUUGUAGAUUUAGCCGGAAGUGAAAGAGCGUCACAAACAAAUUCAGAUGGGGUUAGGCUCAGAGAAGGAUGCCAUAUUAACCUCAGUUUGAUGACUCUUACAACUGUUAUCAGGAAGCUCAGUGUUGGAAAAAGAAGCGGUCAUAUACCAUAUCGAGACUCAAAGCUCACACGCAUAUUACAGCACUCACUCGGUGGUAAUGCACGCACUGCCAUCAUAUGCACUUUAAGUCCUGCGUCUAGCCAUGUGGAGCAAUCCCGAAAUACACUUUUCUUUGCUACCCGAGCCAAGGAAGUAACGAAUAAUGCCCAAGUAAAUAUGGUUAUAUCUGACAAGCAGCUGAUUAAGCAUUUACAGAAGGAAGUAGCUAGGUUAGAAGCAGCACGCACACCAGAUCCACUAAGUGAAAAAGAUUACAAAAUUCAGCAGAUGGAGAAAGAAAUUGAGGAACUGAGGAUUCAAAGAGAUCUUGCGCAGUCUCAGGUUGAUGAGUUGCGACAAAAACUUCAAGAACCACAGGUUUUACAGCUGACUGAGUCCCGCAGUCCAAAUGUUAAAAAAUGUCUCUCAUUUUCUGGGGCCUUAUCACCUAACCUUAUGGGCAAGGAACCAGGGUAUCCAGAAAAGACAAAAAAUACAAUGGCAAGACAGGCCAUGAGGCAGUCCUCCACUGCUCCAUUCACACUCAUGCAUGAGAUCAAAAAGCUUGAACACCUCCAGGAACAGCUUGGUGAGGAAGCAAAUCGAGCACUGGAAGUAUUGCAGAAAGAGGUUGCUUGCCAUAGACAAGGUAACCAGGAUGCUGCAGAAACAAUUGCUAAGCUACAAGCAGAAAUUAGAGAUAUGUGUGCAGUUCGACCAGCUCCUAAAGAAGUUGAAGUCGAAAGUGUUGUUUCUGUUAACAAAAGUAUCAGUGCCAACCUCAAGGAUGAAAUAACCAGACUUCACUCACAAGGAAGUAACAUUGCAGAGCUUGAGGAGCAGCUUGAAAAUGUUCAGAAGUCGAUUGACAAAUUGGUCAUGUCUCUUCCAAGCAAUGCAGACCAACAGUGCAAUGCUGAAACAUCUUUGAAGACCAAAAAUCAUUCUAAAAAGAAAAAGCUGCUUCCUCUAGCAUCAAGCAACACAGCCAACAGGCAAAACUUCAUAAGGUCUCCGUGUUCUCCAUUAUCAUCUACAAGGCAAGUGUUUGAUUCUGAGACCGAAAAUAGAGCUCCGGAAUGUGAAGACAAUUGUUCCAAUGAAACUCCAUUAGUUUCGGGAAAAGAUGCUCCACUAAAGAGUGAGGAUGGUGGUGAUGUUUCAUCGAAGGAAGGUACUCCAUAUCGCCGUACAAGUUCUGUUAACAUGAAGAAAAUGCAAAAGAUGUUUCAAAACGCAGCUGAAGAGAAUGUUAGAAGUAUAAGGCAAUAUGUAACAGAGCUCAAAGAACGUGUUGCCAAGCUGCAAUACCAAAAGCAAUUACUUGUCUGCCAGGUGCUUGAGCUGGAGGCAAAUGAAGCAGCAGGGUAUGACUUGGAGAAUGAUGAGAACAUGCCUGAAAUACAAGAGGAGUCUCCAAUAUCAUGGACUGUUACUUUUAGGGAACAAAGGCAGCAGAUCAUUGAGCUAUGGGAUGUUUGUUUUGUCUCUAUUAUUCAUAGGACUCAGUUCUACUUGUUAUUUAAAGGAGACCCUUCUGAUCAGAUAUACUUGGAAGUCGAGCUUAGGCGAUUGAAUUGGCUACAGCAGCACUUGGCUGAAAUUGGUAACGCGACCCCAGCUCAUACUGGAGAUGAGCCAACCAUCUCCAUAUCUUCAAGUCUUAAAGCAUUAAAGCGUGAACGGGAAUUUCUUGCAAAGAGAUUAUCUGCUCGGCUAAGUGAGGAAGAAAGAGAAGCUUUAUACAUAAAAUGGGAAGUUCCAUUAGAAGGGAAGCAGAGGAGAAUACAGUUCAUAAACAAGCUUUGGACAAAUCCACAUGAUUCUAACAAUGUACAGGAGAGUGCUGACAUAGUUGCAAACCUCGUUGGUUUACGUCAGAGUGGUAACUUGUCUAAGGAGAUGUUUGAGCUGAACUUUGUGCCUCCAUCUGACAAGAGACCAUGGAUCAUGGGCUGGUCCAACCCUAUCUCCAACCUUCUCAAUUUGUGAGAAAUUCUUUUUAAUCAUUUUUAAAUAACAUUCUUUAAUUUAUUAAUGGGAGUCGAAUUCUAUGUAGUUCUAGUUUUUCGAAACAAUUCUUAAAACAAAAUGCUUCUGAUUGCUCUCAAUCUUGAA
Molecule: messenger RNA, 3366 nt
Organism: Daucus carota subsp. sativus
Lineage: Eukaryota; Viridiplantae; Streptophyta; Magnoliopsida; Apiales; Apiaceae
Product: kinesin-like protein NACK1
Exons: 15
Coding region: 349-3240 (963 amino acids)
Biological process (GO): microtubule-based movement
Molecular function (GO): microtubule binding; ATP binding; microtubule motor activity
Source: RefSeq, a predicted model, not a curated record